UGAAUAUUUUUUUCCCUUCCCAUAUUAUGACCGUCCUUCUCUUUUAAUAUAUAUGCGCAAAUGAUGCGCAGCGUAGAAGUUCUCAUUAGCGAAAUCUGACACUGGCAGUAACCACACCUCGCAAGUCCGGGGUUUUCGUAGCAGCUGGAUGGCUAGCUGUCUAGCCUGGCAUCUGGAAGCUGUGACAUUGAAGAGGAGGGAAGACAGCAUUGAAGACAAGGUGCCACAUGGAAGAUUUACUAGCGAUCUAAUUACAUUAUUAUAAAAGCUAGCUAUGCUACCGGCAUUUUGAUAAACACAGCUAACGUUAGUUAACUACCACGCAUAUUUUGUGUGACUGCGAACGUGAGCUGCGUCUGAAAACAAACUUCCAGGACCAGACUAACAUUUUCUCAUGACAGCAAUAUCAACAAUAGCAUGACUACUACUAGCCUAGGCCCUAGCACUCCCCCGCCGGUUAAACGUCCCGGUAGACAGCUGUCACCUGGAACUUUCCUUGGGUAAACGUCUGGACGGUCCGUGUAUAUACCCUUAGUUACCACCCGUAGCUAAAUAUAUAUUGGUGAGAAUGGAUUCCUCCUCGGGCUUCGGGAGUGACGAGCAGUGCUUGGCAACUGUAAGAGGACAGGAGGUAAGGCUGUCCGGUCAGAAGGAGCCCAGGCUACUGUCACUGAUUGAGUUCUCUGGGGAGUUUAUGUUAGGUGUUUUGGCUAACCCUGAUACUGUUGUGUCCUGUCCGGUACAUCAGUUGUCCAUACCCAUCAACAGUCAUUUUCAGAUUGUGCGAGAGGCCGAAGAAGCGCUGCUCAUUGACUUGCCAUCAAAAACUUGCGUUAGGAUACGGGUCAGAGGGGAGAAAGCCCUGGAGCUGAUUCUGGAGCUCCAGGAUGAUGAGCGCAGCCAGUCCUUCUUCUCCCAGUUGAAGAGGGCCAAACAGCAAGUCGAGUCCAAAAGCACGCAAAUCAAAGCGAUGGAUCCUAUCAUGCCGGCUCCCCGCAAGGUCUCUGUCCCAGUCCCACCCAUCCCUCCUCAGAGAGGGAUCCACAAAGCUGUCAACUCUCACACCAAGCCCACCGGCGUACCGCCACCGCCUCCCAACCUCAACAACAGCUCUUCAGCCAACCAGACUGGCACAGCUGACAGACAGGACCCAGCUCUCUCUCUGGCCAUAGACUUUGGCUUCGAGGACAACUUCAAUAAUUCCCUCAAAGUGGAGGAGAAGAAGAACCAGCAGAAUGGCAUCGGGCCUCCCCGGGAAGCUCCUCCAGUUCCCCCUCUGCCUCCACGUAAAGGCUCCUACACUCCCUCCAAUCCUCUCCCACCCACGCCCAUCCCCACUUCCAAAGACAGAGUUUUGUCCAUACAGGCUAAAGAUGCCGCCUUCAUCACGCCUGCCAAAACAGAUCUUAGUGUUGACCGGCCCACCUCGUGGUGUGACAGCCCCACCACCAACAGCAUGCGGAACGCCAUGUUCUCCACUCAGGCCAGCCAGAGAGAGUACCUCAUCAAACACCGCCUGGCCAAGAAGGAGAAGGAGUACGUAGACAUCCAGGACUUCAGAUUCUUUUCUGGAACGUGGAAUGUGAAUGGCCAGUCUCCAGACAGCAGUCUAGAGCCCUGGCUGUGUUGUUCGCUAGAACCCCCUGACGUCUACGCUCUGGGUUUCCAGGAGCUGGACCUGAGCACAGAGGCCUUCUUCUAUCUGGACUCCUCUAAGGAGCAGCUGUGGGUAGAGGCUGUGGAGAGAAGUCUGCACCCCAAAGCCAAGUACAAGAUGGUGCGUACCAUUCGACUAGUGGGCAUGAUGCUAGUGGUGUUUGUCAACAAGGUGCACAAGAAUCACAUUAAAGAGGUUGCGGCGGAGCACGUGGGAACUGGCAUCAUGGGGAAAAUGGGCAACAAGGGAGGUGUGGCGGUGCGCUUUGUGUUCCACAACACCAGCUUCUGUUUUGUCAACUCCCACCUGGCGGCCCACGUCGAGGACUUUGAGAGGAGGAACCAGGACUACAAAGACAUCUGUGCCCGCAUGAGAUUCCAGAUGCUAGACCACCCUCCCCACAAUAUCGUCAAACAUGAUGUAGUGAUCUGGGUAGGAGAUCUGAACUACCGGUUGUUUGUGUACGAUGCAGCUGAGGUCAAACAGCUCAUCUCCCACAACCAACUGAGGAAACUGCAGGAGUAUGACCAGCUGAAUAUCCAGAGACAGAACAAGCGAGCGUUCACAGACUUCAUGGAGGGAGAGAUCAAUUUCAUGCCCACGUACAAGUAUGACGCCAAGACGGACCGCUGGGACUCUAGUGGGAAGUGUCGUGUCCCAGCGUGGUGCGAUCGGAUCCUGUGGAGGGGCAGUAAUGUAAAGCAGCUCCACUACAGGAGUCACAUGGAACUGAAGACCAGCGACCACAAGCCUGUCAGCUCCCUCUUCAGUGUCGGGGUGAAGGUGGUGAACGAGGCACGCCACAAGAAAGUCUUUGAGGAGAUCGUGCGCAUGAUGGACAGGAUGGAGAACGAAUUCCUUCCGUCUCUGGCACUGACCCACAGAGAGUUCACCUUUAAGGACGUCAAGUUCCGCCAGCUGCAGCGGGAGAGUUUUGUGAUCUCUAACGAUGGGCAGGUCGCCUGCCACUUUGUCUUCAUCCCCAAGCUCAACGACUUGCAGUACUGCAAGAACUGGCUCCGCGCUGAGCCCAGCGAAGGCUUCCUAGAGCCCAACGAAACUUUAGAGAUCUUCCUGGAUGUGUACGUGAGCAAGGACUCGGUGACGCUGCUCAACUUGGGAGAGGACGCCAUCGAAGACAUCCUGGUGCUGCACCUGGACCGAGGCAAGGACUACUUCAUCACCAUCUCCGGCAACUACCUGCCCAGCUGCUUUGGUACCUCGCUGGAGACCCUGUGCCACAUAAAGAAGCCCAUCCGGGAGGUCCCCAUCACCAAGCUCAUCGACCUGGGAGAGGACAGCUACAUGGAAAAGGAGAAGUCCAGGGUGAGCUUCCUGAUGGUGGACAGUGCCGGCACCGAGGACAAGCCCUUAAAGAUUCCCAAGGAGGUGUGGCUGCUGGUGAACCACCUCUUUACCAUGUCCUGCCAGCAGGAGGACCUGUUCCAGACACCGGGCCUGCAGGAGGAGCUGCAGGGUGUCAUCGACUGUCUGGACACCAGCAUUCCUGACUCCAUCCCUGGUUGUAACCACUCAGUGGCCGAGGCCCUGUUGAUAUUCCUGGAAGCUCUGCCGGAGCCAGUGGUCUGUUACGAGCACUACCAGCGCAGCCUGGACUGCUCCCAUGACAGCCGCCUCUGCAAACAGUUGAUCUCCCAGCUGCCCCGGGCUCACCGCAACGUCUUCCGCUACCUGAUGGCAUUCCUCAAGGAGCUGCUGAAAUAUGCCCACAACAACAACCUCACUGCCAACCUCAUAGCUACCCUCUUUGCCAGCCUGCUCAUCCGACCCCCGCCCAACAUGGUGGGCCGACAGACAGCGCAGGACCGACAGAGAGCCAUCGACUUCAUUCUGGGCUUCCUCAUGGGAGGGGACGAGGAGUGAGGGGUCAGGGGAUCAGACAGCCGGGACCUUUUGAUGACAGACUGAGGAAUGGGGUUUUGGUGGACACACGGUCCAUGUAUGUGUGUAAGGGACCAUGGUGGAUUGUGUUGUGGGAGAACAAACAGUGCAAUUAUAUGGGACCCUCUCUUAUCAGACUCUUAUCAAUGCCCCAGCCUUUGUAGUGCUGUACUUCAGUCACUCACAACCAUCACCAUUAACCAAGUCCCAUAGUUUAUCUCUGCUCAUUGUGUGGCUGCAGGACCAGGAGUUUAGGUGUUGGGCAGCUUGGAGUGACAGUGAACAGUCAACUGACUGACGCCCCACUCCCCAGGCAACCCAUGCCCCAUUCAACCCCCACUGAGGACUGUUCCGUGCCCCAUUCAACCCCCACUGAGGACUGUUCCAUGCCAAAACGACUCCCUUUACCUGAUUUGAAUAUGAACUCUGAAUGGAAGUACAAUAUGUAUGUAGGAACCCACAGAUACUAAGAUAAUGAUGAUCUGUUAGUACGUUACACUAAAGAUACACGUAGAGGGUCGUGCAGAAAAUUUGGAUCGCAUUCUACCUGGUGGAUACUCCUCUCAGAGUGAAUGAUUCAACCCAUGGGUACGUAGUGAUAUCGCACGCAAGAGACUUCUGGGGAACACAGAGAGACUAAAUGAAUUCUUGCUUGUCCGAAAUACCGACCAAGGAAGUUUGACGUUCUUCUACAAGAUAAUGAUGACAAUCCGGAGCAGCCCUUUCUGGGAUCUGGGAGACAUAUUGGGAGAUGUGUUAGAACUGUCAGUGGGCUAUGGUUUAAACAAAUGUUAUUUAUGAUUUAUAUUCUUUCCUUACAUAACUUUGUACCAUCUUUAGAGUUUAUUUCAACUUCAUACUUCUUUUAAGAGACCACAUUUUGGAUAUUGAGCGUUAUCUCAGUUUCUCAGACCCAGAUUCAUCUUAUUGGAGAGUUAACAUUCGCGAUUGAACAUGCUUUUUUUUGUUGUUUCAAGAGUGGUUCAAUGUGGUUGUCUCAUCCAGCUAUCUUAAGAUGAAUGCACUAAUUGUAAGUCGCUCUGGAUAACAGUGUCUGCUACAUGACUAAAAUUAGUUGGCUUUUAGUCUUGAGUCCGGGAAGAACCCUCCCUACAGUUUGCUACAGAACAUAACAAAGACAAACCCACUACGGCAUCGAUGUCUUAACUGUUGCAAACAGUCCCUCUCCUGUCCGCAUUGACCUCUUGUGGGUUUUUUGACUCUGCUGUCACCUCUUAUUAUGGUGGUGUUCAAUAUGUAUGUAUUGUUUGUUGGUCAUGCAGGUACCAUCGUUUAAAUGCUUGUUUAUAUGUUUAUUUUCUCGCUUCAGCCUCGUCUGCCUCGCUGUCUGCCUUCAUACUGGUUAGGGCCUCAUUGUAUUGGGGCCUGUGUGCUCAGGCAGGGGCCUUUCUUGUCACAUUCGAUUCAGACAAUAUAAUGCCCUGUUUUACUGUCUUGAGUUUCAUCUAAAGUAGCACCCUAUACCCUAUAUAAUGCACUACUUUUGACCAGAGAGCGCUGGUCAAAAGUAGUGUGCUACAUAGGGGAAAGGGUGCCAUUUCGGACAUACCCUAAUACUUUUUUCAGUGGCAAAGCAUUUUUUACAGUGCAGGUUGAACAGGAUUUAGAUGUUCAUUACUCUCCGCUGAGACAAAACUGUUUUUUCCCCCCUAAUGCUGUCGUGGAACGUGUUAUGGUUGUGAAACGAGGAACUCUAAUGCUGUCGUGGAACGUGUUAUGGUUGUGAAACGAGGAACUCUAAUGCUGUCGUGGAACGUGUUAUGGUUGUGAAACGAGGAACUCUAAUGCUGUCGUGGAACGUGUUAUGGUUGUGAAACGAGGAACUCUAAUGCUGUCGUGGAACGUGUUAUGGUUGUGAAACGGGGAACUCUAAUGCUGUCGUGGAACGUGUUAUGGUUGUGAAACGGGGAACUCUAAUGCUGUCGUGGAACGUGUUAUGGUUGUGAAACGGGGAACUCUAAUGCUGUCGUGGAAUGUGUUAUGGUUGUGAAACGGGGAACUCUAAUGCUGUGACAUUUCUACAGUGUUUAUUCCCUUUGUUUUCCACACUGUCGUCUAGUAACGUUGGUAAUAAGGCGUGAAAACAGCUCCUGGCUGGCCUGUUGUGUGACACGCUUGGUCUAUGACACUUGUUUCCACUGGAAACGUUUCCCUCUCUUAUGUCUCCAGUCAACUAAUCUAGCCAGAAAAGCCUGUUACUUAGUCAACAGACAUGUACUGUAAUCUAGCCAGAAAAGCUACAGAAAAGGCAUUCAAAGUUUUAAAGUGUUUUUUAAUAUCGCAUGAUUUUGUAGCUAACACAAUGACAGGCUGUUAAUCAAAGCACUUAACAAUUUGGUUGUCUCUCUCUCAGCUCUCACCCAGAGAGGAUUUUGAGUGGAGUUGGCCCAAGUCCUGUGUGACUUCCGGACUGCAAUCAUCCGUACAGUACAUUCUAAAAUGGGCCCGAUGCGCUUGCAGCAUUCUUCAGAGUUGUCAUAGACUUAAGCGCUUUGCUUAGCUUUGCCAAACCAUGAUUGGCCCUGAAUGGAUUGGUCCUACCUGUUGUCUCGGACUCUUACCGAGGAGGAACAGUGAAUCUGAGAUUGUCAUCUCAUUCACAACACAAAGCUUUUACAUCAGAGACGAGGUUAUCCCCAGCUGCAGAGAUAUUGUCAGAAUUGAAUAUUCAAAUUGGGCCUACAUUCAUGUUGUCCUAGCUGUCCCUUCAUUCCCUGUCUGUGUUUUCAUGUGUUGUCUUUUCCUGCUCUACUCCCCUUCAUACUGUGGCUUUUGUAAUGGUCUGUCUAGUAAUAAUGCUACAUGUGCACAGCUGUUUUUGGUAUUUUUAAUUUAUUUAACGGAAAUAAAAUAAUGUAUGAAAAAAACA
Oncorhynchus tshawytscha (Chinook salmon) is the source of this 6449-nucleotide messenger RNA. RefSeq names its product inositol polyphosphate 5-phosphatase OCRL. NCBI's taxonomy places the organism in Eukaryota, Metazoa, Chordata, Actinopteri, Salmoniformes, Salmonidae. The coding region runs from base 569 to 3541 and encodes 990 amino acids. Gene Ontology annotation, biological process: signal transduction; phosphatidylinositol dephosphorylation. The record is from RefSeq and is a predicted model, not a curated record. The transcript is spliced from 24 exons. Gene Ontology annotation, molecular function: inositol phosphate phosphatase activity; phosphatidylinositol-4,5-bisphosphate 5-phosphatase activity. Gene Ontology annotation, cellular component: membrane; cytoplasm.